AUGACUCAGGAGCAGUACAUCCUUGCAGCGCAGCCCAACCCGCUCCACCAACGGGGGGCGUCCAUGUGCGGUGCCCAGGUUUACCCGGCAGUAGGGAUCUAUGGCUGGAGGAAGAGAUGCUUGUACUUCUUCAUCCUCCUCCUCCUCGUCACCAUGAUCGUCAACCUUGCACUGACCAUCUGGAUCCUCAAAGUCAUGAACUUCACUCCGGAUGGCAUGGGGAAUCUACGGGUGACAAAGGAAGGUGUCCGAUUGGAGGGAGUGUCUGAAUUCCUGCUUCCUUUAUACGUCAAAGAGAUCCAGUCUCGUAGGGACAGUCCGUUGGUCCUUCAGUCAGACAGAAAUGUGACCGUCAACGCUAGAAACGAUCAGGGACAACUGACUGGUCAGCUAAUCGUGGGUUCAGAGAUGGUGGAGGCUCAGUGUCAGAGGUUUGAGGUGAGGAGCCUUGAUGGAGAGAGAGUUCUGUUCUCAGCAGAUGAAGAGGAGAUAACUAUCGGCACUGAGAAACUUCGAGUCACAGGGAACGAAGGUGUGGUUUUCAGCCAUUCUGUAGAGACAUCACAUGUGAGGGCAGAACCCUUCCAGGACCUGAAGUUGGAGUCGCCGACUAGGACUCUUACCCUUGAGGCCCCCAGAGGAGUCGAGAUCAACGCAGGAGUGGGAGACUUCACAGCGUCCUGUAGGAAAGACCUUCUCCUCCAGUCGUCAGAAGGAGAGAUCUUUCUAGAUGCCAACACCAUCAGACUGGGCAACAUCCCCCUUGGCAGUGCUGUGGACCCCCUGGAGGGGGCGCCUGCAGGUACCACCUACACUAAACAGACUGUCUACGAGCUGUGUGCCUGUGCCAAUGGAAAGCUCUACCUGUCCCCAGCUGAGAAAGGCUCUACCUGCCAAACCACUAGUAACUUUUGUCUCUGGAGCUGA
Limanda limanda (common dab) is the source of this 927-nucleotide messenger RNA. Its product is annotated as zeta-sarcoglycan. Bases 1 to 927 code for a protein of 308 amino acids. Gene Ontology annotation, cellular component: sarcoglycan complex; sarcolemma. The record is from RefSeq and is a predicted model, not a curated record. Lineage: Eukaryota; Metazoa; Chordata; Actinopteri; Pleuronectiformes; Pleuronectidae. Gene Ontology annotation, biological process: heart contraction; cardiac muscle tissue development. The transcript has 7 exons.